CUUUCAGCUGGAUCGGCCACACAAAGCUCAACCCGCCCAUCUCCUUGUAAACCCAGAGAACUUCAUUCCCCAUGUUGAAACUCGUCGGUGGAGGUGGCGGGCAGGACUGGGCAUGCUCAGUGGCGGGGACAGGUCUGGGAAGCGAGGAAGCUCCACUUGAAGUCGCAGGGCCUAGGGAUCAGGGGGAGGCGAACUGCGGGGUUCCCGGCCGGGGCAGCGCUAGUCCAGAUUCGGCGCCCCGGGCCGGCAUGCUCCGGAGCUGCGCGGCCGGCCCGGCGCGCAGGGGGCAGGGCGCGGAGGAAGUGGGGGAGUCGUCGGGAGGAGGGGAGGAGCGCCUGGCUCACCAUCCCCCGGCGCCGGCUUUGCGGCCGCCGAAUCGGAAGGCGCAGGGAGGAUCUGAAGCAAUAAAGACGACCGAGAAUGACCUCCAGCGGGGCCUCCUGAGCCGAGGCCCGUGCGCUGCGCCGCCAGUCCCGGGUAUGGGGGACCGCGGAGCGCAGCCGGAGCGCGCGGGCGCACACUCGCCAGGGGACUCCGUGUACACCGGCGCCGCCGCCCUCAACGGGCUGCUGCACAACGGCUUCCACCCGCCGCCAGCCUGCAGCCGAGGCGCCGCGGGCUGCGGCGCCGCGGCGCCCCCACGCCUCGCGGGGCUGGCGGAGCUCCAGCCGCAGCCGCAGCUCCCUCAGCAUGACUCUCCAGCCAAGAAGUGCCGGCUGCGGAGAAGGAUGGACUCGGGGAGGAAGCAUAGGCCGCCGUUCCCGUGGUUCGGCAUGGAUAUCGGUGGAACUCUGGUUAAGUUGGUCUACUUUGAACCGAAGGAUAUUACAGCCGAAGAGGAACAAGAGGAAGUAGAGAACCUGAAGAGCAUCCGGAAAUAUUUGACUUCUAACACAGCCUAUGGAAAAUCCGGGAUCCGAGAUGUCCACCUGGAACUGAAAAACCUGACUAUGUGUGGGCGCAAAGGAAACCUGCACUUCAUUCGCUUUCCCAGCUGUGCCAUGCACACGUUCAUUCAGAUGGGCAGCGAGAAGAACUUCUCUAGCCUCCACACCACCCUCUGUGCCACGGGAGGCGGGGCUUUCAAGUUUGAAGAGGACUUCAGAAUGAUCGCUGACCUGCAGCUCCAUAAACUGGAUGAACUGGACUGUCUGAUUCAGGGUCUGCUUUAUGUUGACUCUGUUGGCUUCAAUGGCAAACCGGAAUGUUACUAUUUUGAAAAUCCCACAAAUCCCGAAUUGUGUCAAAAAAAGCCGUACUGCCUUGAUAACCCAUACCCUAUGUUGCUGGUUAACAUGGGAUCAGGUGUCAGCAUUUUAGCAGUGUACUCCAAGGACAACUACAAAAGAGUUACAGGGACCAGUCUUGGAGGUGGAACAUUCCUAGGCCUAUGUUGCUUGCUGACUGGUUGUGAGACCUUUGAAGAAGCUCUGGAAAUGGCAGCUAAAGGCGACAGCACCAAUGUCGAUAAGCUGGUGAAGGACAUUUACGGAGGAGACUAUGAACGAUUUGGCCUUCAAGGAUCUGCUGUAGCAUCAAGCUUUGGCAACAUGAUGAGUAAAGAAAAACGAGAGUCGAUCAGCAAGGAAGACCUUGCCCGGGCCACGCUGGUCACCAUCACUAAUAACAUCGGCUCCAUCGCCCGGAUGUGUGCACUGAAUGAGAAUAUUGACAGAGUUGUGUUUGUUGGGAAUUUCCUCAGAAUUAAUAUGGUCUCUAUGAAGCUGCUAGCAUAUGCCAUGGAUUUUUGGUCCAAAGGACAGCUGAAAGCUCUGUUUUUAGAACAUGAGGGCUAUUUUGGAGCUGUUGGGGCACUGUUGGAACUGUUCAAAAUGACAGAUGACCAGUAGAGAUGAGCAGAGUUGGAGUGGGCUCCAGCGAGCACAGAGAACUGACAGUUGCUGCUGGAGAAGGUGGAGAUUGCUAUGGAACGGAAGCCAAGCCAUUAUGGCAGAUUGAACCUGCUGGAUUUGUAAAUAAUUGAAAAUCCUUCUAGCUGAUCUUUUAUUCUUAGGUUUUGAGCGUAUGAUUCAAAAUGGGGCAUAGAAGAGUUUUUUCUGUAUACUGUAUUUUUUAAAAAAAAUUUUUGUGCAGCGUGGCCAAACCUACCAAUUUUAUGUAUUAACUUUGAAAAAUUGUUUGAUGCCUAAGAAGGACCUGAAAUGUAAGUGCUGUUCAUUUUUCUUCUGGGGUUUACUGAUCAGUGUGAUAAUUUUAACUUCAUUUAGUAAUUACUCUAGGAGAUUUUACUUUACUUAUAUUUUUCAUGACGUUUCAUGAUUCACUGUUGGUUUCAAAUGAAACUGCAAAUCUGGCAUGUUUUACUGUGAACACUAUUUUUGUUUGUUUGUUUAUCCUUCUUUUGUUUUUUUUCUGUGUGAAUGUCUCAUGGGGGAGAAAAGAACCCUUCCCCGUUUGUACCCUCGAAUGCUUUCCUCCCCCUUUCCCAUAGCUUCUCUUUAAUGUAAUUGUUCAUAUCAACCAAGGUGCUGACCAACUCCUUAAAAAAUUUAAUACCCAAUUUAAGGUCUUAAGAAUGCCCAUAAAGAGAAGACUCAAGAAAUAUUAAUAAACUUAAUAAGUUUGGCAGAAAAUUAAAACUACCUGAAAUUUUAUUUUAUCCCUUAUAAAUGCAGUGUUUCAUUGGAUUUAUUUUAUGCUACAUUAUGUUAAAUUGAAAUAUUUUGCGAUAAAAUGCCCUUACUGACAUAUACAUAUAAAUGACAUCAAAUCCUUGUGCAAGAAGUUUGGAAAUCUCCCAGUAGCUCAAUUAUUUGUAAGAUUUAGGGGAAAUCAUGAUUUGAGGUAUCAACUAGUAAUAACCAUCUGUUUUGUAUAUGUAUGUACCUAGGAGCUUUGUAACAAGACAUCUUAAAUAAUAAUGUUAAUGUCCUCUUUAUUUUUAAUAUUUUAAACUAAAAACUGGACCUUAAUGCCAGUUUCUAAAAUUAAAAAUUAAUCUAUGCCACUAAUCUCCAUAAUUUUUGAAAGAUUCCACUAACUUUCAAAUGAGGGUCUUGUUCACAGAUUGGAACACACGAGAUCUAAUGAUCUGAGUUAUCGCUGAAAGGGAUUUUUAAGGGCAGUGAAAUUGCUCCAUGAGGAAUCUUCCUUUUUCUGCCUUCUGAGCACCAUCUUUAAUUUCCAUAUCUUUAAAUCUUGAAGUUGAUACUAAUUGAGAAAUUGACUUGUCUGGGUGAAAUAAAGCCUGUUUCUGUUGUGAUGUG
Messenger RNA from Chinchilla lanigera (long-tailed chinchilla), 3227 nucleotides. RefSeq names its product pantothenate kinase 1 (gene Pank1). NCBI's taxonomy places the organism in Eukaryota, Metazoa, Chordata, Mammalia, Rodentia, Chinchillidae. Gene Ontology annotation, cellular component: nucleus; cytosol. Gene Ontology annotation, molecular function: pantothenate kinase activity; ATP binding. Gene Ontology annotation, biological process: coenzyme A biosynthetic process. The record is from RefSeq and is a predicted model, not a curated record.